Molecule: messenger RNA, 1143 nt
Organism: Phaeoacremonium minimum UCRPA7
Lineage: Eukaryota; Fungi; Ascomycota; Sordariomycetes; Togniniales; Togniniaceae
Product: putative myo-inositol-1(or 4)-monophosphatase protein
Exons: 1
Coding region: 1-1143 (380 amino acids)
Biological process (GO): sulfate assimilation
Molecular function (GO): 3'(2'),5'-bisphosphate nucleotidase activity
Source: RefSeq, a predicted model, not a curated record
AUGGUUCCAUCUGUAUCUACUGGGAAGGCAGGUCAUAACGCUAUGGCACCCGCAUUCCAGCGUGAGCGCCGCAUCGCAGAACUCGCUGUUCAGCGUGCCAUCAUCGCCACUGAGCGAGUGCGCAACACCAUGACAGACAAGGGGAUGUCAUCAAAAGCAGAUCACAGUCCGGUAUCCAUCGGCGACUUCGCCGGCCAAGCGCUGCUGAUCUCAGCUCUUCAUGGCGCAUUCCCCGAGGAUCGCAUCAUUGCUGAGGAGACUGCUGAUGCGCUGCGCUCCGACGAGGCCUUGAAGCAAAAGGUCUGGGAUGUCGUCUCGUCAACAAGGCUUGAAGACAAGAAUGUCGAGGGGCGCUUACGGUCGCCGACUUCGCCGGAAGAUAUGCUGGCUCUCAUUGACCUUGGCAGUGUGAACGGCGAUAGCAGUAGAGGCCGCGUCUGGACCAUUGAUCCCAUUGACGGUACCAAGACAUACCUUGAGGAUGGGCAAUACACAGUCGUUGCGGCACUUAUAGAAGAUGGUGUUCAGCUAGUUGGCGUUGUUGGUUGUCCGCACCUUUCACUCGACUCAGCCUUUGGAUUAUCUGACUACGACCAUGUUGACCCUAAUACGCCGGGCUAUAUCGUUUCUGCAGUCCGUGGCUACGGUAGCCAGCUCCGUGUUAUCACCAAAGGUGAUCUGUCCGAGUCUGUCACACCUAUUUCUCGCUUGUCUCAAGAGCCCACCCUAUCGAGAUUUCUCGUGGCAGAGAACAGCCGAUCUGUGCGGCCUAGCAUCCCGGAUCGCCACCGGAUAGCGGACGUCCUUGGGGUACCGUGGCAGCCUGUCCAAAUCUAUAGCACCCAGCUUCGCUACGUGGCAUGUGCACUGGGCAGGUGUGAUGGCAUGUGGAGGUUGCCGGCCGAUAAGAAUGAUCAUACCUACAUAUGGGAUCACAAUGGCGGGAUCCUAAUAUUCAAGCAAGUGGGCGGGAGAGUGCUUGACCUACAAGGGAGGAAGAUGGACCUGUCAGCGGGAAGAAGAUUAGACAAGAAUAUCUGUACUAUAGCAAUGCGAGAAGGCAUCCGUGAGAGAGUGGUGAAGGCUGUAAGGGUUGUUGCAAGACAACAUGAGCAGUACGCAUUUCUCCCCAUGGACAACUAA